AGCUUUUAAUUAUCUCAUAGGCGCUAUUUAUAUUUAUAAAAAAAUGCUAUUGUGAAGUAUUAAAUAAAUAAAGAGUAUCCCCGUACUCUUCCGCUCAUCAUGCAGCUGCAGGUCAGCUGUUCAUGUACGAGAAUGGGAAGAGGCGGAGAUCACUAAUGUGUGUUCUUUGUAGACAUACGAACAGGAAAAAAAAAAGUUGUAAUUUAAAUCUAUUAAAAUCGGUGUUUUUGCAAUUAAUUUUUGCAAAUUAAAUUGCUGCAAUGCCUAGGGGCUAUACUGCAGAUGACGGUGAAGAGGAUAUGGACGUGGAAGUCGAAUUAUUAAUCGACUCGCAGCCAUUAGCGCCUGCGCCCACGCCAUCGAAAGUGCCGGUGAAGAAAAAUGUGGUUAUGGCACAACCAUCAACAUCUCGAGCAGCGGCUCAGUUAUUAAAAUCAAAAGCUUCAACUUCAGCGCAAACAUUGGUCGCUGACUAUUUUAAAGCUAAAGAUGCUAUUAAAAGUGGCGCGAAGCCACUUGCAAACGAAAGAGCAGCAAAGAGGACUGCGGAGAAAGGCGACAGCCCCAAGAAGAAGACUGCGCAGCUGUGCGCAGUUGAUCUGGAUGGCAGUGACGAGGACUGCCUGCCAAUUGACGACUUAAUACGGACCACCAGGACUGAGGACACGCAGCGAGAGGCAACUUGCCUUGCCAAUGAAGUUUGUACAGCUGCAAAAGUGCAAACUAUGCCACCUAAUGCUGCCGCUGCAGCUGCUACUACUGCUGCCGCUGUUACUGCUGCAGCCGCUGCCACUACAACCGGAGCCAGCCGUGCGCAACCGAGUGCAAAGCCAGCGCCGCUAUUUAUCGCCAACGUGACGGAUAUUAUGCCUCUGCUAAUACGCCUGGAUGACGCUAUUGGCCAGGACAAUUACUCCACCAAGCCUGCUGCUAACCACGGCAUUCGUGUCCAGUGCAAGGACGUCGCCACGCACCGCAAGCUGCAAGCCCCCCCUCAGUCACGACCGCAAACUGUUAGUGCAGGGCCCAGUUAUUCGGCUGCUCUUCGGGCGGGCCUUCAAUUUGCUCAGCCUGUCGGACCGGCAGCUAUUAGCAGCAAACAGCGUCAGUCUAGGCAAAAAGCCACCAAAGUUAGCCAGCAACAACAACAACAGCAGCAACAACAACAACAGCAACAAGUUCGUUUGCCUAGGCAGGCAAGUGCGCAGCGGCCGCCGCAGCCAAAACGUAGCCGUAGUCUGAGUACGCGCCGUAGGCAUCCGCAACCAAUAGAUGGGGGUGCGCAUCCAGCUAGUGGGGGUGUUCAUUUUCAACGUUUCGAGCAGCCAAUGAAUGCGAAUGUGCCAAGUAUGCCAGUGCAAGUUAGCUUUAGAUUAGAGGCUAAAAUAGACAAACUCAUUGAGAUGAUGACCACACUCACGGCCUGCCUGUUGGCCCAAUUUGGUCCCAAUGAGCGCUUAAAUGUCUAACAAUGUAACUAC
Messenger RNA from Drosophila mojavensis, 1481 nucleotides. RefSeq names its product mastermind-like protein 3. The transcript is spliced from 2 exons. NCBI's taxonomy places the organism in Eukaryota, Metazoa, Arthropoda, Insecta, Diptera, Drosophilidae. The coding region runs from base 261 to 1469 and encodes 402 amino acids. The record is from RefSeq and is a predicted model, not a curated record.